Brachypodium distachyon (stiff brome) is the source of this 2773-nucleotide messenger RNA. Its product is annotated as 7-deoxyloganetin glucosyltransferase. Bases 897 to 2354 code for a protein of 485 amino acids. Gene Ontology annotation, molecular function: UDP-glycosyltransferase activity. The record is from RefSeq and is a predicted model, not a curated record. NCBI's taxonomy places the organism in Eukaryota, Viridiplantae, Streptophyta, Magnoliopsida, Poales, Poaceae. The transcript is spliced from 3 exons.
UGGAUAUAUACUGCUACUGAGCUGCUACUUUUUACAUGAUUGCGUACACAUCAAAAUAUAUAAUACUCCAAGGGAUGGGAACAAGAAUGCCCCUGCAUCCCACAAGCGAACAACAGAUUCGAUCCUGCGAAGAUUUGCACGGGAUAAAGUAGCGCUUCCCAAUUGCCGUGAUCGCCAUCCGAAGCACAUACAGUAGCUUGCGUAUAUAAAAGGAAAGGCCGGCAUGGCCCUUUCCCCGCGGUCCUGUCGACCCGUCCAUUCCUGACGAUCCUCGAAUAGACAAAUGCUUCAGUCGAGUCAUAUGAAAUGGAAAAACUAUGGUCUCGCAGUCAUCGUUUCCUGCAUGCAAACCUGCUGGCUCCGUCUGCCGUGGAGUAGUAAACAACAGCUGAAAAUAAGUCGCCGCUGACGCGCGCCUCGAUUGCAGAGGCUACAUGGAUCCGGUGAAUCUUUAGGACGGGAAGAAACGGGGGAAGGAAAACGUUUCUUAAUUCCGCGGCCAGCCAUGCCACGCCAAAGCCGGCAGUCAGGCGAUCACUUGUGCAGGCCUCCAAAGGAUACGAUCAACUACUGUAGUAGUAGUCUUGUACUCCAGAUGAAUGUAAAAGCUAGAUUAAAAAUAUGGAGGAGAGGGGGAGCAGAAGCUUGUCCGGCGGCCCGGCCCGACUUACCAGCUUUAUUUGGUCACGUGUGGCGCGGGCGGGCGGGCGCGAAGAUCUUCCAAGCAGUCGCCGGGGAGAUUUGGUUCCGGAGCACACGAUCUUGUCAAGUAGACCGUGAAUAUAUCAGGCGUGACCAAAUCUAAGGUGUCGAUCACCGGGAAGCGAUCGAGUAGUGAGCAGGAGCUACCAAAGCUAGUAGUAGAGCUUAGGAUCGAGCUAGCCAACUAGUAAGCCAUGGAGGAGAUCAAGAGGGCGGCGGCGCCGCACGCGAUGCUGUUCCCGUUCCCGUGCUCGGGCCACAUCAACCCGACGCUGAAGCUGGGCGAGCUGCUGCACUCCCGCGGGGUGCGCGUGACCUUCGUCAACACGGAGCACAACCACGAGCGCCUGCUCCGGCGGUCGGCGCUCCGCGGGCGCGAAGGGUUCCGGUUCGAGUCCGUGCCCGACGGGCUGGAGAACGCCGACCGGCGCGCGCCCGACAAGACGGUCCGGCUCUACCUGUCGCUCCGCAGGAGCUGCCGCGCGCCGCUCGUGGCCCUGGCGCGCCGGCUCGUGCCGCGCGUCACCUGCGUCGUGCUCAGCGGCCUCGUCAGCUUCGCGCUGGGCGUCGCCGAGGAGCUCGCCGUCCCCUCCUUCGUGCUCUGGGGCACCAGCGCCUGCGGCUUCCUCUGCACGCUCCGCCUCCGCCAGCUCCGCCAGCGCGGCUACACGCCCCUCAAAGACGAGAGCUACCUGACGAACGGGUACCUGGACACGCCGAUCGACUGGAUCACGGGGAUGCCGCCGGUGCGGCUGGGCGACAUCUCCAGCUUCGUCCGGACGGUCGACCCGACAAGCUUCGCCCUGCGCGUGGAGGAGGAAGAAGCCAACAGCUGCGCCAAGGCGCAGGGCCUCAUCCUCAACACGUUCGACGAGCUCGAGCCGGACGUCCUCGACGCCCUCCGGGACGAGUUCCCGCGCGUCUACACCAUCGGGCCCCUGGCCGCCGCCAUGCACCUCCGCGUCAACCCCGGCCCCUCGGCCGGGCUCAGCCUCUGGGAGGAGGACGCGUCCUGCAUGGCGUGGCUGGACGCGCGCCAGGCCGGGUCCGUCCUCUACGUCAGCUUCGGGAGCCUGGCCGUGCUGUCGCUCUCCCAGCUAGCGGAGUUCGCGUGGGGGCUCGCGGGCACCCAACGCCCGUUCCUCUGGGUCGUGCGCCCGGGGCUCGUGGCCGGCGACCGCGGCAUGGAAGCCCUGCCGUCCGAUUUCCUCGAAGAAACCGAAAACCGGCGGCUCAUCGUCGAGUGGUGCGCGCAGGAGCAGGUGCUGCGGCACCCCGCCGUGGGGGGAUUCCUGACGCACAGCGGGUGGAACUCAACCACGGAGAGCAUCUGGGCCGGGGUGCCGAUGGUGUGCGCGCCCGGGUUCGCGGACCAGUACAUCAACAGCCGGUACGUGUGCGGGGAGGAGGAGUGGGGCAUCGGGCUGCGGCUGGACGAGCAGCUGAGAAGGGAGCAGGUCGCGGCGCACGUCGAGGAGCUCAUGGGGGAAGGAAGCAAGAAGGGCGAGGAGAUGAAGCGCAACGCGGCCAAGUGGAAGGCGCGGGCAGAGGCGGCCACGGCGCCUGGGGGAUCGGCGCACGAGAACCUCGAAAGGCUGUUCGAGGUGCUGCGGCUUGAUGAGGAAUCGGACGCCGAGCACGGCCGCCGGUGACGAUGCCAUAUUGGCAUGUCCCCCCAUUGUUGAUGCAAUCGUGAUGUAGUUUGGGACUUUGGGUGCUUUCCUGUUGUUACGUACUUCCUCGCAAAGUUGUUAGUCGUCGUCUGGUUUCUGAUUAAGGGUUCAGCGACAGAGAAAAAAAGAGUUCAGCGACAGAUCGAAGUAACAGUGCGUCGUUUUGUGCGCGGAUGUUUCCUUAACUUUCCUUCCGAGUGGUUCUCUUGAGCCAGGCAAGCCUGUGGCGUACCCGAUGGAAGUCUUCAGCGGGAACCGAGUAGUGAGUAGGCGAGACAAUCAUGCAUUACGGGUUUUCUUUUUGCGAGGAAUCAUCUCAGGAAACUUGUAGUGCUAGCAUUAGACUGAUCAGAGGGACACGUGUGCUUGAGACCGAGGUAUUAAACGCGUUAAGUGCA